CCUUGAGUCUUCCUGGUCUCGCGAGGUGUGCGCGUGAGUUUUACGCCCGCGGUGCACGUUGGGAAGCCCUUUCUCAACGAGGCCAUCUUGGUGUGAUCAGGAGGUUGGCCAGAUCGGACUAAUCAGGAACAAUGGUGGCAGCAAAGAAAACGAAAAAGUCUUUGGAGUCCAUCAACUCCAGGCUGCAGCUUGUGAUUAAGAGCGGUAAAUACGUCCUUGGAUACAAACAGUCACAGAAGAUGAUUCGCCAAGGCAAAGCCAAGCUGGUAAUCCUGGCUAACAACUGCCCUGCUCUGAGGAAAUCCGAGAUUGAGUACUACGCUAUGUUGGCCAAAACUGGAGUCCAUCAUUACAGUGGAAACAAUAUCGAGCUCGGCACAGCCUGUGGCAAAUACUACAGGGUGUGCACACUGGCAAUCAUUGACCCUGGUGAUUCUGACAUCAUCAGAAGCAUGCCAGACCAGCAGCAGGGAGAGAAGUAGAGCCUAAUCCACCAGAUGUUAUUAGGAAUAAAAUUGGUUGAAACGGUCA
This is a messenger RNA of Xyrauchen texanus (razorback sucker), 531 nucleotides long. RefSeq names its product ribosomal protein L30 (gene rpl30). The record is from RefSeq and is a predicted model, not a curated record. NCBI's taxonomy places the organism in Eukaryota, Metazoa, Chordata, Actinopteri, Cypriniformes, Catostomidae. Gene Ontology annotation, cellular component: cytosolic large ribosomal subunit. The transcript is spliced from 5 exons. Gene Ontology annotation, molecular function: structural constituent of ribosome; RNA binding. Bases 132 to 482 code for a protein of 116 amino acids.